Aureobasidium melanogenum CBS 110374 is the source of this 1131-nucleotide messenger RNA. RefSeq names its product glycoside hydrolase. The transcript has 2 exons. Lineage: Eukaryota; Fungi; Ascomycota; Dothideomycetes; Dothideales; Saccotheciaceae. Gene Ontology annotation, molecular function: glucan endo-1,3-beta-D-glucosidase activity; 1,3-beta-glucanosyltransferase activity. The coding region runs from base 1 to 1131 and encodes 376 amino acids. Gene Ontology annotation, cellular component: extracellular region; cell surface; fungal-type cell wall. The record is from RefSeq and is a predicted model, not a curated record. Gene Ontology annotation, biological process: cell wall organization; carbohydrate metabolic process.
AUGCGCUUCCUGAUCUUGCAAGCGAUAUUCACUAUCGCGAACACAGCUUUAGCAAACUAUCAAGGGUUCAACUAUGCAGCGCAGGGAAACGACUACGCGUCGUUCCACAACCAGUUUUCCUUGUCAAGGUUCCUAUCCGAGAAUGGGACUUUUUCUAGUGCUAGGUUGUACACAAUGAUACAGGAAGGCACUGACACCUCCGUGAUCGAAGCCAUUCCUGCGGCCAAAGCUACCCAGACAAAGCUCUUACUGGGCCUCUGGGCGUCCGUAGAUGCAGACAGCUUUUCGAAAGAGCUUCAUGCUCUGGAUUCCGCCAUGAAUACUUAUGGACAAGACCUGAGAGACAUCGUCAUCGGUAUCUCUGUAGGUAGUGAAGAUCUUUAUCGUUCGUCUGUACUUGGGGCCAGCAAGGAUAGUGGUGCUGGGCAGGACAUAUCUGUCCUGCUUGGUUACAUUCAACAAGUUCGAGACAAGCUGGAACACUCAGUGCUGCAUGAUAUCCCAGUUGGACACGUAGAUACUCUGGACGCGUACACAAACCACACUAACAGUCAAAUUUUGGAGGCUGUUGACUUCAUAGGACUCAACAUCUUUCCCUAUUUCAAUCAAGAUCAAGCGACAAGUGUGGAUGCUGCAGCCGACUCCUUUUGGAAAGCCUACGAGAGCAUGCUACCUUUAUCCCUGGGUAAAUCGGUAUGGAUCACGGAGACCGGAUGGCCAACAGUAGAUCCCUCCAAGACAGGCGGAGCAAGUCCCGGUGUUGAGAACGCUGCAAAGUACUGGUCGAAGGUGGCCUGCGAGCUUCAAGCUCGCUGCAUCAACUUUUGGUGGUAUAUCCUGGCAGACCCUGCCCAAAUGCCGUUCUUCGGCGUCACUAAUCUGCGGGAAAGCCCAUCAGGGUCGGCUCUAUAUAAUCUUGACUGCGGGGGAAGCGCAAACUGUUCCAACACUCGUACAGCUGCUUCCGUAUCGAUGACGAGCAAAAUCUCGACGUUAUAUCAGACGUCGAAUGGUGCAAGUCCUGCGCGCUCCUCUGUUUGUUGGAUACGGGGGCAGAGUCACUGCAAGAAUCGCUGGACUAAGGUAGACUAUGCAGCUGACUCUGUAGACACGAUUUGUCAUAUACAUUGA